AUUCAUUUCCAUUGUCCUUUGUUUUUUCUAUUCCUUCUACUUCUUUGGGCUAUAAAAAGGUGCCUCUAGCUACCUUCAUUCUUCACAAACACAAAAACAAAAAAAAAAAGAAAACAUAGUUUUCCAUAGAAAGAAAAAAGAAAGGAAAGAAGUAGAUAAGCAGAAUGGACACAGAGAGUAGUAGUGAUGAUGAAAAGAAGAUGAUGAACAAGAGAAUUGUAGUUGCUGUGGAUGAAAGCGAGGAGAGCAUGUACGCUCUUUCUUGGUGCCUCCAUAACCUCAUCCAAUUCUCCCAUCAAAACAAAUACGAAAACGAAAACAUCAAUCUUGUUCUCCUCUACGUCAAACCUCCUCCUCCUGUUUACUCUUCUUUAGAUGCACCCGGGUAUUUUUUGGGUGGAAACGAGAUUGCAACCAUGGAAAAGUACAGUAAAGAUCUUGCAACUUCGGUGAUGUGCAAAGCUGAAAUGAUAUGCCGUGAUUUUGACAUAAAAGUAGAGAAGAAAAUAGGAACAGGGGAGGCUAAGGAUGUGAUAUGCCUUGCUGUAGAUAAACUCAGGGCAGACAUGUUAGUUAUGGGAAGCCAUGAUUAUGGUUUCUUCAAGAGGUGAGAAUUCUAUGUUUUAUUAUGCUUAAUCAAUCAGUACUCUCUUUGUUCAGUAUAGAAUCAUUUUGAGACGGAUAGAAUAUCUAAUUGUAAAAGUUCGUUGUCGCUGAGUUUCGGUACUUACUUUUGGAUUUUUUUAUUUUUUUUUCAGGGCAAUUUUGGGGAGCGUAAGUGAAUAUUGUGCGAAGAAUGUUAGAUGCCCAACAGUGGUUGUGAAACGUCCCAAAAGAGCAGCUCAGAUAUGAGGAAUUUAUGAAUUAUGACCAUCAUGAUACGGAAAGCUCAAGCAUGCCGAGAUAGUGAGAUAAUAGAUGGAUGUGACAAAUAUGAGAGAUAUAAAGUUUAGUCAUUGUAUAUGAUAUUUUUGAGUCCAUAUAGUCUGCGAUUCUGCAUAUAUAUGAAAUUAUGUUUAAUUUCAUUAUGACCUGUUUCUUCUUUCCCCGGAAUUAGUAUUCAGCAAAAGGGUUAAAACUAAAAGAAAAGAAGAGUAUUCUUUGUCAUAGUUUUUUGUUACUUUCCCGUUAAAAUUUUAUUUUUUCUUAAAAAUUAUAAUUUUACCUUUAAUUAAUAAGUACACAUAUUUAGUGAGGAUGAUGUAUUUAUCUUUCAUUAAUCACUAUACUUUUUCACUAUAA
Molecule: messenger RNA, 1242 nt
Organism: Oldenlandia corymbosa var. corymbosa
Lineage: Eukaryota; Viridiplantae; Streptophyta; Magnoliopsida; Gentianales; Rubiaceae
Source: the annotation of a GenBank genome assembly